ACAGUAAUUGCGCAAUUACUUGCAUCGUGUAAAGUGGCUAUUAGAGUAGGUAAAUUUCAGCCAGAAAAAAUAAGACCUAUAAAGGUUAUCUUGCCGUCAACCGAAAAUGUUAAAAUGGUUUUAAGGAAUAAGGAGCUUAUCAAAAGAUAUUUUCUGAUCAGACAAAUGCCCAACGAAUGAUUCCCAGAGCAAUUAAUUUAAUUUUCAACACGAUUCAAGAUAUGGACAUUUCUAAAUGCCAUUAUGUCGUUACAGCCAGCUUUUUAGAGAUAUACAAUGAAAAUGUAAAGGACUUGUUGAAUUCUGAUAAAAACCAGAAGUUAGAAAUUAUGUACAAUAAAGGAAGAGGGACAUCAGUUCCAAAUUUAACACUAAAGGAAAUUAGCUCGUUUGAAGAUUUUGGAAAAUACCAGAAGAGGGCUCAACGAAAUAGAACGGUAGCGGUCACAGACGUUAACCAGCAUAGCUCACGUUCGCACGCUGUUACGAAAAUCACUAUCCAUGGGACGAAAAUCACUUCUUCUUCAAACGAAGAAACUGUGAAUGAAACUUGGACCGGUUCAGUCAACCUGGUAGACUUAGCCGGUUCGGAAGCAAUGAAGUCAGGUAGUAAAGCUCGCGCAACCGAAACAAAACACAAAUCAGAGUUUGUCAACCUUGAAAAAUGUGAUUGCCUUACGCACUAAGGAUAAACAUAUUCCGUAUAGGAACUCAAAACUGACAUACUUAUUACAACCCUCUUUGGGAGGAAAUUCCUCCAGAACUCUUAUGAUUGUUAAUCUGUCUCCUUUCGAGGAGACAUACAAUGAAAAUAUAAAUACAUUAAGAUUUGCUAGUACUGUCAAAGAGGUAAAGACAAAGAUAGUUUAGGAACAAUAAAUACCUAUGUAAGUUUAGUAAGUUAAGUAAAUAUAGAUAAGCAAAAUUAUUGGCUAAAACUCGUAAAGUGAAUGUAAAUAUAAAAGGAAAUAUAUAAAAUGAUGAAGGAUCAUGAAAGUCAUCAAGAAGUUAUGAUCAUAUAGUUCCUUUUAGAUUCACAUUCACUUUACGAGUUUUAGCCAAUAAUUUUGCUUAUGUAUAUUUCUACUCGAUUAUAUUCAACAUCCUUUUAUACAGUGCGGUGGAAUAAGUGUUAACCCCCCCCCUGUUGAAUUGCUUAUUUUAAGAAUAUAAGCAAA
Molecule: messenger RNA, 1178 nt
Organism: Diabrotica virgifera virgifera (western corn rootworm)
Lineage: Eukaryota; Metazoa; Arthropoda; Insecta; Coleoptera; Chrysomelidae
Product: carboxy-terminal kinesin 2
Exons: 2
Coding region: 177-686 (169 amino acids)
Biological process (GO): microtubule-based movement
Cellular component (GO): kinesin complex; microtubule
Molecular function (GO): ATP binding; microtubule motor activity; ATP hydrolysis activity
Source: RefSeq, a predicted model, not a curated record